AACGGUUACUUGUUGGUCAUGAAAUCAAGAUUAUUCACAAGUAACAGAAACGUAGAAGUUUUGUGAGAGAAUGGUUUCAAACGGUAAUAUUCUACUAAUUAGUCACAAAAAAUGAGAAUCAACAUUCAAUGGUCUUACCUUAUGUAAAUGUCCUCAAAAUUUUCAUAAACUGGAAAGUAGCCGUUGGAUCAUUGGAAAAGAAAAAGGAAACUAAGAAGAAUACAAAUAAGACGAAUCCUUGUUCUUAGAUUUUCAUAAUCUUUGUGGUAUAUUUCUUUCUCUUGUAAAUGAAUCCUAAAAGAUGUGCUGCCUGCAAAUAUCUGAGAAGAAAAUGUCCAAAAGAUUGCAUUUUCUCACCUUAUUUCCCUCCAAGUGAUCCUCAUAAAUUUGCAUGUAUCCACAGAAUCUAUGGUGCUGGCAACGUUUCCAAAAUGCUUCAGCAACUUCCUGUUCAGACAAGAGCUGAAGCAGUGGAAUCUUUGUCCUUUGAAGCAAAAUGCAGAGUAGAUGAUCCUGUUUAUGGAUGUGUUGGGAUCAUUUCUUUACUCCAAACUCAAAUUCAGAAAACUCAAACCCUUUUGGCCAAAACUCAAGCUGAGAUUGCUGUUGCUCAAACCAAACAUAGCCAACACACAAAUCUCUCAACUUAAAUGUAAUUUCUCAGUUUCAUCUAUAUUUUUCUAUAAUUUUCCAAAUAAAAUCUCUUAUUUAAUCACUCUUUCUGUGUCCCAUUGCUAAAUCUUUAAAUUCCAUAUUUGUCUUGGGUGAUUGAUAAUGUAGUACCUAGAAUGAAAUUAUCUUUCGACAGUAUACAAACUGGUUAAAUAAACAUUGCCACCCUUUUGUUUGUACUACCAAAAUCACAUCGAUACCAAACCGAUAAGGACAUGUUUCCGGUUUGAUACAAAUUUACAAACGUAGGCUCAACCACUAUCAGAGUAAAGGAUGAUUAUGAUACAUUGACCUGGAAACAAAGAGCACGUAAUAUCUCAGAUCAUUUCACUCUUCAACACUCGUGUGUCGUGCCACUGUCUGCGAUGUGAAUCAUGUGUUAUCUUUCAUUUGCUUG
Messenger RNA from Brassica napus (rape), 1069 nucleotides. RefSeq names its product LOB domain-containing protein 24-like. NCBI's taxonomy places the organism in Eukaryota, Viridiplantae, Streptophyta, Magnoliopsida, Brassicales, Brassicaceae. The transcript is spliced from 2 exons. The record is from RefSeq and is a predicted model, not a curated record. Bases 288 to 650 code for a protein of 120 amino acids.